This is a messenger RNA of Australozyma saopauloensis, 369 nucleotides long. RefSeq names its product RNA-binding signal recognition particle subunit. The record is from RefSeq and is a predicted model, not a curated record. Gene Ontology annotation, cellular component: signal recognition particle, endoplasmic reticulum targeting. The coding region runs from base 1 to 369 and encodes 122 amino acids. Gene Ontology annotation, molecular function: endoplasmic reticulum signal sequence receptor activity; 7S RNA binding. Gene Ontology annotation, biological process: SRP-dependent cotranslational protein targeting to membrane. Lineage: Eukaryota; Fungi; Ascomycota; Pichiomycetes; Serinales; Metschnikowiaceae. The transcript has a single exon.
AUGCCUAGACUCAGCAACAAAGAGUUUUUGACCAAACUUGAAAGUGACUUGAAAGAAAACGCUGGGUCGUCUUCCAUUUAUCUUACUCAAAAACGUCUUGUUGCGUCCCUAGAGUCUGCACCCAAAGAUCAAUUGACAGACUUGUCUUCCAAUGUGGUUCAACAUCCAGAUACGUACAGCAAGAACACUCGCCUGUACUCGGUAUUGAUAAGAUGCACAAGAGGUACAAGUGAUUCCAAAAUCUCAACCGUGGUCGAGCCCGAAAACCUAAGUAUGUUCUGGAAUGACUACACCACAGUAUUAAAAGCUGGCUUCGGGGGAUUGAGAAAGAAGGAUAAGAAGAAGAAGCAAAAGGUUACAAAGGCUUAA